Molecule: messenger RNA, 5022 nt
Organism: Strongylocentrotus purpuratus (purple sea urchin)
Lineage: Eukaryota; Metazoa; Echinodermata; Echinoidea; Camarodonta; Strongylocentrotidae
Exons: 35
Coding region: 1-5022 (1673 amino acids)
Source: RefSeq, a predicted model, not a curated record
AUGACGUCAAAGCUAACUGAACGGCACGGGGCUGACUCGUGUCGACCUGGGUGGGCUAAACGACUGCAUCCUAUGUGCCACAUGGCGGCCAUCUUAGAUUUCAAAUGGCCUCCAUAUUACUGCGAUGAGACGUGCCUUUGUCAGCUUGACUGUGACGAUGAGUUCAUAGAUGAAAAGUGCUCGUUUGUUGUUCCAAACGAGUGCAACGACACGUGUAUGUGCGGACCGGGGGACAGAGAAGGACAAGAUAACAGGGAGAUCGUGUGUGCUUCGACCACACCAGAGGAAUGCGAGAAAAGUACUACUACAGUCGCGGCUGAACAUGGGGUUGCAAGCCAGCAUCCCCCCGCCUCCACCAUCACCCCGGUCUACAUCCGCCACUACACAUUGGCAUAUUCCUACGAACCCAGCUGCACCAUCAACAUUGUCGAGGCCACCCUGAAUGGUAGAAGGCCUGUGACUGCAAUCUUGCCUACUCCAGUGACUAGAAUCGAAGAACUUCGACUGGAGAUUUUGUCAAUUGACACAGAGGACUCCGGAAGUUUGCGUGUUGAUUUCCUGGGUUGCAUGGAAGUUGUGACAACAACUACCCAGACCUCUACAUCCACCACAGCAGGAUACUGUAUGGAGCCAAUGGACGGCGAGCAAGGACUUGAGAGUAGCCGUUCUACAACUCCAGCGUCUGAAGAUCAGUCAACUGAUAUCAACGCUGAUAAACCUUGGAUAUUCGAGCUACAGUCCAACCUGAGGACAACCGCGACCAAAACCCCAAACUGGACGUCAAGUUUAACACCGAAGUCCAAGUGCACGCUUGAAGCUCCAGGGAGACAGCGACCAAUCCCAAACGGUCCGAAUAAUUCCAUUGUCGAGGCCACCCUGAAUGGUAGAAGGCCUGUGACUGCAAUCUUGCCUACUCCAGUGACUAGAAUCGAAGAACUUCGACUGGAGAUUUUGUCAAUUGACAGAGAGGACUCCGGAAGUUUGCGUGUUGAUUUCCUGGGUUGCAUGGAAGGAUACUGUAUGGAGCCAAUGGACGGCGAGCAAGGACUUGAGAGUAGCCGUUCUACAACUCCAGCGUCUGAAGAUCAGUCAACUGAUAUCAACGCUGAUAAACCUUGGAUAUUCGAGCUACAGUCCAAUCCUGAGGACAACCGCGACCAAAACCCCAAACUGGACAUUGUCGAGGCCACCCUGAAUGGUAGAAGGCCUGUGACUGCAAUCUUGCCUACUCCAGUGACUAGAAUCGAAGAACUUCGACUGGAGAUUUUGUCAAUUGACAGAGAGGACUCCGGAAGUUUGCGUGUUGAUUUCCUGGGUUGCAUGGAAGUUGUGACAACAACUACCCAGACCUCUACAUCCACCACAGAUACUGUAUGGAGCCAAUGGACGGCGAGCAAGGACUUGAGAGUAGCCGUUCUACAACUCCGGCGUCCUGAAGAUCAGUCAACUGAUAUCAACGCUGAUAAACCUUGGAUAUUCGAGCUACAGUCCAAUCCUGAGGACAACCGCGACCAAAACCCAAACUGGACGUCAAGUUUAACACCGAAGUCCAGUGCACGCCUUGAAGCUCCAGGGAGACAGCGACCAAUCCCAAACGGUCCGAAUAAUUCCAUUGUCGAGGCCACCCUGAAUGGUAGAAGGCCUGUGACUGCAAUCUUGCCUACUCCAGUGACUAGAAUCGAAGAACUUCGACUGGAGAUUUUGUCAAUUGACACAGAGGACUCCGGAAGUUUGCGUGUUGAUUUCCUGGGUUGCAUGGAAGAAAUAACGACCACAACUCCGGCUGCAACGACGACUAAAGGAUACUGUAUGGAGCCAAUGGACGGCGAGCAAGGACUUGAGAGUAGCCGUUCUACAACUCCAGCGUCUGAAGAUCAGUCAACUGAUAUCAACGCUGAUAAACCUUGGAUAUUCGAGCUACAGUCCAAUCCUGAGGACAACCGCGACCAAAACCCCAAACUGGACGUCAAGUUUAACACCGAAGUCCAAGUGCACGCCUUGAAGCUCCAGGGAGACAGCGACCAAUCCCAAACGAUUGUCGAGGCCACCCUGAAUGGUAGAAGGCCUGUGACUGCAAUCUUGCCUACUCCAGUGACUAGAAUCGAAGAACUUCGACUGGAGAUUUUUGUGACAACAACUACCCAGACCUCUACAUCCACCACAGCAGGAUACUGUAUGGAGCCAAUGGACGGCGAGCAAGGACUUGAGAGUAUCCGUUCUUCAACUCCAGCGUCUGAAGAUCAGUCAACUGAUAUCAACGCUGAUAAACCUUGGACAUUCGAGCUACAGUCCAAUCCUGAGGACAACCGCGACCAAAACCCCAAACUGGACGUCAAGUUUAACACCGAAGUCCAAGUGCACGCCUUGAAGCUCCAGGGAGACAGCGACCAAUCCCAAACGGUCCGAAUAAUUCCGUUGGUCCGGGAUCGAUCAACCCAAAUUUACACUGAUGUGCUGGAUUCCUCGGGCAAACCACUCAUUGUCGAGGCCACCCUGAAUGGUAGAAGGCCUGUGACUGCAAUCUUGCCUACUCCAGUGACUAGAAUCGAAGAACUUCGACUGGAGAUUUUGUCAAUUGACACAGAGGACUCCGGAAGUUUGCGUGUUGAUUUCCUGGGUUGCAUGGAAGUUGUGACAACAACUACCCAGACCUCUACAUCCACCACAAUUGUCGAGGCCACCCUGAAUGGUAGAAGGCCUGUGACUGCAAUCUUGCCUACUCCAGUGACUAGAAUCGAAGAACUUCGACUGGAGAUUUUGUCAAUUGACACAGAGGACUCCGGAAGUUUGCGUGUUGAUUUCCUGGGUUGCAUGGAAGUUGUGACAACAACUACCCAGACCUCUACAUCCACCACAGCAGGAUACUGUAUGGAGCCAAUGGACGGCGAGCAAGGACUUGAGAGUAGCCGUUCUACAACUCCAGCGUCUGAAGAUCAGUCAACUGAUAUCAACGCUGAUAAACCUUGGAUAUUCGAGCUACAGUCCAAUCCUGAGGACAACCGCGACCAAAACCCCAAACUGGACGUCAAGUUUAACACCGAAGUCCAAGUGCACGCCUUGAAGCUCCAGGGAGACAGCGACCAAUCCCAAACGGUCCGAAUAAUUCCGUUGGUCCGGGAUCGAUCAACCCAAAUUUACACUGAUGUGCUGGAUUCCUCGGGCAAACCACUCAUUGUCGAGGCCACCCUGAAUGGUAGAAGGCCUGUGACUGCAAUCUUGCCUACUCCAGUGACUAGAAUCGAAGAACUUCGACUGGAGAUUUUGUCAAUUGACACAGAGGACUCCGGAAGUUUGCGUGUUGAUUUCCUGGGUUGCAUGGAAGUUGUGACAACAACUACCCAGACCUCUACAUCCACCACAGCAGGAUACUGUAUGGAGCCAAUGGACGGCGAGCAAGGACUUGAGAGUAUCCGUUCUUCAACUCCAGCGUCUGAAGAUCAGUCAACUGAUAUCAACGCUGAUAAACCUUGGACAUUCGAGCUACAGUCCAAUCCUGAGGACAACCGCGACCAAAACCCCAAACUGGACGUCAAGUUUAACACCGAAGUCCAAGUGCACGCCUUGAAGCUCCAGGGAGACAGCGACCAAUCCCAAACGGUCCGAAUAAUUCCGUUGGUCCGGGAUCGAUCAACCCAAAUUUACACUGAUGUGCUGGAUUCCUCGGGCAAACCACUCAUUGUCGAGGCCACCCUGAAUGGUAGAAGGCCUGUGACUGCAAUCUUGCCUACUCCAGUGACUAGAAUCGAAGAACUUCGACUGGAGAUUUUGUCAAUUGACACAGAGGACUCCGGAAGUUUGCGUGUUGAUUUCCUGGGUUGCAUGGAAGUUGUGACAACAACUACCCAGACCUCUACAUCCACCACAAUUGUCGAGGCCACCCUGAAUGGUAGAAGGCCUGUGACUGCAAUCUUGCCUACUCCAGUGACUAGAAUCGAAGAACUUCGACUGGAGAUUUUGUCAAUUGACACAGAGGACUCCGGAAGUUUGCGUGUUGAUUUCCUGGGUUGCAUGGAAGAAAUAACGACCACAACUCCGGCUGCAACGACGACUAAAGAUCAGUCAACUGAUAUCAACGCUGAUAAACCUUGGACAUUCGAGCUACAGUCCAAUCCUGAGGACAACCGCGACCAAAACCCCAAACUGGACGUCAAGUUUAACACCGAAGUCCAAGUGCACGCCUUGAAGCUCCAGGGAGACAGCGACCAAUCCCAAACGGUCCGAAUAAUUUCGUUGGUCCGGGAUCGAUCAACCCAAAUUUACACUGAUGUGCUGGAUUCCUCGGGCAAACCACUCAUUGUCGAGGCCACCCUGAAUGGUAGAAGGCCUGUGACUGCAAUCUUGCCUACUCCAGUGACUAGAAUCGAAGAACUUCGACUGGAGAUUCUGUCAAUUGACACAGAGGACUCGGAAGUUUGCGUGUUGAUUUCCUGGGUUGCAUGGAAGGAUACUGUAUGGAGCCAAUGGACGGCGAGCAAGGACUUGAGAGUAGCCGUUCUACAACUCCAGCGUCUGAAGCUCAGUCAACUGAUAUCAACGCUGAUAAACCUUGGACAUUCGAGCUACAGUCCAAUCCUGAGGACAACCGCGACCAAAACCCCUAAACUGGACGUCAAGUUUAACACCGAAGUCCUAAUUGUCGAGGCCACCCUGAAUGGUAGAAGGCCUGUGACUGCAAUCUUGCCUACUCCAGUGACUAGAAUCGAAGAACUUCGACUGGAGAUUCUGUCAUUUGACACAGAGGACUCCGGAAGUUUGCGUGUUGAUUUCCUGGGUUGCAUGGAAGAAAUAACGACCACAACUCCGGCUGCAACGACGACUAAAGGAUACUGUAUGGAGGCAAUGGACGGCGAGCAAGGACUUGAGAGUAGCCGUUCUACAACUCCAGCGUCUGAAGAUCAGUCAACUGAUAUCAACGCUGACAAACCUUGGACAUUCGAGCUACAGUCCAAUCCUGAGGACAACCGCGACCAAAACCCCAAAUUGAACGUCCAAUUCAACACAAAGGUUGAAGUACAUGCUUGA